CCGCAAUCCUUCAACACGCAAAUCCGACCCAUCCUCUCUUCGGCCUGUCAUUGAUAAGUCGCCCCUUUGCAACUUGUUCCGAUUCCUCGAAUCUACGAUAUCGAGAUAGGAUGUCGCCAAUCGCUGCAGCUAAAGGGGGUUCAGCCUCGGGAGACUACAAGAAGGAGUCGACGCUGGCAAGAUUAUUAGGAUCAGGAUCUGCCGGUAUUGCUGAGCUCGCUGUCUUCCACCCAGUCGACACAAUUGCAAAGCGGUUAAUGAGCAAUCAUGGGAAGAUCACUUCGGCGGCACAGUUGAAUCAAGUCAUUUUCAAGGACAAGGCAACUGCUCCAGUCGGACGGAAGUUCUUCUCUUUGUUCCCAGGCCUAGGAUAUGCUGCUGGAUAUAAGGUUUUGCAGCGAGUGUACAAGUAUGGUGGACAACCAUUCGUUCGAGAUUACCUUGCAAAAAAUCACGGCUCGGUAUUUGAUAACACAUUUGGCCCAAAGACUGGAAAGGCGAUGAUGCACUCAUGUGCAGGAAGUUUAAUCGGUAUUGGCGAGAUUGUUCUCCUUCCGCUCGAUGUUCUCAAGAUCAAACGGCAAACAAAUCCCGAGGCAUUUCGAGGACGAGGCGUGCUCAGGAUUGUGAGAGAUGAGGGCUUUGGUUUAUAUAGAGGAUGGGGCUGGACUGCCGCUAGAAAUGCUCCGGGAUCAUUCGCUCUCUUCGGUGGUUCUGCGUUCACCAAGGGAUACUUCUUUGGAUUGUCAGAUUACAAUAAGGCCACAUGGUUCCAGAACUUCAUAGCCUCAAUUGCUGGUGCAUCGGCUUCCCUGCUCGUUUCAGCUCCUCUCGAUGUUGUCAAGACUCGAAUCCAGAACCGAAACUUUGAGAACCCAGAGAGUGGAUUCAGGAUCGUUGGCAGUAUGAUCAAGAAUGAGGGAUUCACAAGUUUCUUCAAGGGUUUGGUGCCUAAACUUCUGAUGACUGGACCAAAACUGGUGUUUUCAUUCUGGCUUGCACAAACUCUGAUCCCGGCCUUUGACAUUGCAUUCUCGAAGGCUGCUUGAGGGCAAAAAGAAGAUUUGUACAUAAGAGGAAAAGUAAUGGGGUCGGAAAAUGGCGUUGGCGUGGAUUGGAGAGAUAACGUCCUCUUCCUGUACAUAGCUUGCAGUAGCUAUAUCUUGAAAUGUAAACAGACUCGACUCGGACAGAACAUACCCUG
This is a messenger RNA of Hyaloscypha bicolor E, 1204 nucleotides long. RefSeq names its product mitochondrial carrier. Gene Ontology annotation, cellular component: mitochondrion. The transcript is spliced from 8 exons. The record is from RefSeq and is a predicted model, not a curated record. Lineage: Eukaryota; Fungi; Ascomycota; Leotiomycetes; Helotiales; Hyaloscyphaceae. Bases 111 to 1049 code for a protein of 312 amino acids. Gene Ontology annotation, molecular function: guanine nucleotide transmembrane transporter activity.